CUGUGAGGAUUUGAAAGGGCGCAGGCGCUCUUGUGCUCCUGCUGCCUGAGACUGACCACGGAGAUCUCAGUUUGUGAAGGAAGCUUCAGCAGAUGAGAACUUCAGCAGCGAGCCCUUUCCACGCUUAACCAUUUUCAUGCACCUCCACAUCUGUACAAGCACGCAGCCCUGCACACUUCCUUUUCAAGCAGUGGGACAGGCAUCGCUCUUCUUCAUCUGGAGCUCCAGGUUUUCCCUGUCUAGACAGCUGCUUAUUUCCACUAUCGCUGAACCAGUAGACUUCACAAAAAUUAAUCGGCGGAAUUGUUUUCUGGAGAUUUGAGAACAGAUUCGCUAUGAUCUUUUUAUUCACAUUCCAUAGUAGAAGACGGCUUCCGUGUUUAUAUUCAUGGGCUUUUUGUCUGCAAAACUUGUUUUGGAUAUUAUGUUUUGUCUGGGGAGAUGAGCCACCAUUCAGUGUAGAGGUUUGGUUACAGAAAUAUGGCUAUCUUCCACCAACUGACCCACGGAUGUCAGUGUUACUCUCUGCACAGACAAUGCAGUCUGCAGUAGCUGCUAUGCAGCGGUUCUAUGGCAUUAACGUCACAGGAAGAGUGGACAAAAACACAAUUGAUCGUAUCACAUUAAGCUGGAUGAAAAGGCCUCGGUGCGGUGUUCCUGACCAGAUUACAGACCACUCCAAGUUUAAUGUUCGAAGGAAAAGAUAUGCACUGACAGGACAGAAGUGGCACCAUAAACAUAUCACAUACAGCAUAAAGAACUUCACACCCAAAGUAGGAAAUGCUGAAACACGUAAAGCCAUUCGACGUGCCUUUGAUGUGUGGCAGAGUGUGACUCCACUGACAUUUGAGGAGGUUCCCUACAGUGAUCUGGAAAGUGGCAAGAGGGAUGUGGACAUAACGAUCAUCUUUGCCCCAGGCUUUCAUGGAGAUAGUUCUCCCUUUGACGGAGAGGGUGGAUUUUUGGCACAUGCUUAUUUUCCAGGACCUGGAAUCGGAGGAGACACUCACUUUGACUCAGAUGAACCAUGGACAUUAGGGAAUCCCAACCAUGAUGGAAAUGACUUAUUCCUGGUUGCAGUGCAUGAACUUGGCCAUGCAUUAGGCUUGGAACAUUCCAAUGAUCCCACCGCAAUCAUGGCUCCUUUCUACCAGUACAUGGAAACUGACAACUUCAAACUACCUGAUGAUGACUUGCAAGGCAUCCAGAAAAUAUAUGGGCCACCAGACAGACCUCCACCCCCUACAAAACCACUGCCUACAGUUCCUCCACAAUAUUCACUGCCACCAGCAGCUGAUCCACGGAAGAAUGACAAGCAGCCCAAAUCACCACAGCCACCACCAGAGAAGCCUCCAUUUCCUGGAGUUAAGCCUAACAUCUGUGAUGGAAACUUUAAUACUCUAGCAAUCCUGCGACGGGAAAUGUUUGUGUUCAAGGAUAACUGGUUCUGGCGUGUCAGAAACAACAAAGUGAUGGAUGAUUACCCCAUGCAGAUUUCCAUUUUCUGGCGAGGAAUGCCUUCUAAAAUAGAUGCAGUGUAUGAGAACAGUGAAGGGAACUUUGUAUUUUUCAAAGGAAGCAGGUUCUGGGUUUUCAAAGACACAGAACUUUUGCCUGGCUACCCUCAAGACCUUAUAACACUUGGAAGUGGCAUUCCUGCCCAUGGCAUUGAUACAGCGGUAUGGUGGGAGGAUGUCAGGAAAACAUAUUUCUUCAAAGGAGACAGGUACUGGAGGUAUAGUGAAGAAAUGAGAGCCAUGGAUCCUGGUUAUCCUAAACCCAUCACAGUUUGGAAAGGGAUUCCACCCUCACCUCAAGGAGCCUUUGUUGACAAAGAAAAUGGCUUUACAUAUUUCUACAAAGGCAAAGAAUACUGGAAGUUUAAUAACAACAAGCUUCAUGUUGAACCUGGAUAUCCAAGGUCAAUAUUAAAAGACUUUAUGGGAUGUGAAACAUCUACAGAGACAGACUAUGAAAAGCCUAAUCCUCCUGAUGAUGUUGACAUUGUCAUCAAAUUAGACAACACCGCGAGCACUGUGAAAGCCAUAGCGAUUGUCAUUCCCUGUAUCCUCGCCCUUUGUCUCCUUGUUCUGAUUUAUACAGUAUUUCAAUUUAAGAGGAAAGGAACACCUCGACACAUACUGUAUUGCAAACGGUCUAUGCAAGAAUGGGUGUGACCAAUAAGAUGGUAUUUAUGAAGGCAUCGAGUUACUGAAGAUUCUACAUGAGAGCUGUUAUGCUGUGCCCUUGCAAGCAGCAGGCAUCUAUCAGCCUCAUCUAUGGCUGAUCUGAGAAAAAAAAAAAAAAAAACAACGGAUAGCCUGUCUUACAAACAAGUAAGGGUUACUUCAACUGGGAAGCUCCCUUGAUACAUAGUAUCUGCUGUUCCUUCAGUCUUUAUUCUUUAUUUGUUAUUCAGUUCUAGGCCUUUCCUCUGCACGCGCAAUGCCUGCCGAACUUCAUGAAGAUGAAGAAUAAAUUAAAGAAAGAUAGGCAAUUACUUCUCUGAUGUUUUAACUAUUGUACAUUAAAAGUUUCUCAUGGUGAGAUGAGUUUGCCAAAAGAUGUCAAAAGAAAGGUUGGGAGUGAAUAUUCAUAACAGCUUUCUCUCCAAAGAGGAUACUUCUGUGUCUGUUAAAGACGUACUGCUGCACUGAACCUUACCAAGCAAGAGAACUUAGUUAUACAACGAAACUUAAGACUACAUGAACUGUCACUGCCCAACAAACAGGGGCCAAAAUAACUACAACAUAGUAGCAGCCUUAAAUAUACAGUGUGUUUGUGCUGUGUAUAUUUUUCAAAAAUGUAUUAAGUACUCUGUAUUUUUAUUUCUGUUGACAUAUCCAUAAAAAGGCAUGCUUUUUCCAUUAUGUUUUAUUUCCCAUGCACAUUAGAUCAACAUUUACCCACCUUUUCCAAUGUUUUUUUUCCUUUCUUGGGGUAAGUAACUGUAACCCCUAAGUGUAACUUCACAAGAAAAACUUCACUUUUUAAGUUGAUAGAUAUGUUGAUAGUCAAAUGGACACCAGUAUUAUAUUACUGUACCCCACUGAGCACAUUAAUAGCAAAUUUCACAGUGGUUGAAGGAUACUUAACUACUCAGCAGUAAUUGUAGUAAAUCAUUAAAUGUAAAGGUGCUGGAAGGUGAAAUAAAACUUAAAAGUAAUUAAAAGAUUUAUUUUGUCUGAAAGCCCGACAUAAUGGAUUGGUAUAAUGGUUAAGAUGUUUAACUCCCAGACAAGAGGUGCAGGGUUUAAUUCUCACCAAGGGAAAUAGGCUAUGCUUAAAAUGAUCCACAAGGACAGCUAGCUUAGUUCUUUUCUAUGAACCUAUAAGACUGGUAUUGUCAGCAAAUGCACUUCAGUACUGACCCGUUAAAAAGAGGAAUCAUCUGUCUUAAUGUUAAGAAUCUGUAAUCGUAAGUGGCAAGGAUUAACAUCAUCAUGGAAUUGCCCUUAAAAUCCAGUAAAGAAAUGAAACUUUUUAAAGAUUAUUAAUAUACUAAAUCUUUAUUUCAUAUAAUCUGCAUGACAAAUUUAUUAAUGCAACUGCCUAUGAGAAAUAACCUCUAAGCAUAGUCCAGUUAGCAACAAAAGUGAAGUCCUUCAUUGUGGUACAGGUAUUGCAUGAACAUGGUUAUCUCUAUCAUUGGUUGCAUGAAUCAUAAAACAAUUCUCAAGGGUUUUAUCAGACAUUUAGCAUUUAAUGACGCCAACAUUGUCUGCCUUGGACUAAAAAAAUGAGCUUUCUAACACAAUUUAAUUUACAUUUAAAAUGCAGAUCUAAAGGCCUAUAGCAAUAUUUACAAAAAAAUAGAAGCUGUCUGUCACACAACAAAUUUGGCACUUGCUUUUCCUUUUAAAAUAGUUUCAGAAAUUUGAAUUUGGUUGUACCAAAGAUGGGCAGAGUUGAAUCAUCUGUUCAGAUGCAAGUUCACACGGAGACUAGGUUGAAACUCUUUACUUCCAAUAUGAUUACAAAACCAUCAUUUAUUUCAGUUGAGAUGUAGAAAUAUACUGUGCAUGUCUACUUUUGUCCUCUGGUUUUUAAUUACAAAUUAUGCCAUUAAAAAAGUUGUAGUCCACGGGUUACUAUGCAACUGUACUAUACAACUAAAAGACCAUAUGUUAUAUAUGUAUCACAGUGUUGUAUUCACAAAAAUAAGUACUACAGUGUGUUUUUGCAGAAAGGAUCAUGGUGUGUUAUUCUUUUAUUUUCAGUAUAACGGGUUUGUUUUGCAGAUUUAUCAAAAAAGUGAGUGUACACAGAGAUACUUCUAGAAAGCUUCUAACAUGGCCCUUUGCCCUCUUGACUUUUUGAAAGUUAUAUUGCUAACCAUGUUUGUUAAAGAUCAAUUUUAUUCUGCUUUUUUUUUUCCUGAAUAGGUUUACUGUAAUAUAGCAAAACUCAUUUUCACACAAACAUUUUAUAUUUUGUUUUAUAGAAUGUCAGGUUUGCUAUAUGUAUUCAGUCUCUUUUGGAAUAUGGAUGCUUUAGUAUAUGUAUUCACCUCAUCAAAAUCCUUACUGUAGAUCAGCGAUACUGUUGUGUGGAAUUUCAGCCAUAGAAACUCUCAUAUGAACCCCAGAGUUAUUGUAGGAACAUACAUUGCAGUUUAUGCUAAUUUAAAGAAAUGUGCAGCAUUUACCAAUAUCCUCAUCUCACCUAAAUUCUGUAACUAUGAUCACCUGUCUUUCAGAUAGUUAUGGGAUGUGUAAAUGUAUAAUGUGCUGAUGCUUAUUUGCACAGUACUGCAAAAAUAAUAUAUUAUUUCCCAUUCUUAAAUGUUUCGUAUCAAGCAACAAUAAACUGGAAACCAGAUGUUAGUGGCUUUCCCUUGUCCCUUGCUGUAAAAUAGGUAGUAAUUUUUGGAAUAGUAAUAUCUUUAGGCUUUCCCAUGCAAUAUAAACUUGAUUAUGUCUGUCAGAAAGCUUCGGUGUUGUGCAUCCUUUCUUUUGUAAUGCUUAAUUGAAAUAGGUCAGUGAUACAUUAUGUUAUGUCCCUGACUGCUGUCUACAGUAGUUAUUCAGUUAAUAGCUUGAAUUUUCAUUAACUCCAUUGUUUAAGACUCCUUUCUUACCUAGAAUUAUUUGUAAAGAUUGCAUUAAAGCUAGAAUAUAGUAUGCUAAUCCUGAAGAUGGCUUUGACUGACAAACACAAUGCAGAUUUGUGUGCAAAUUCAGAGCUUGCUGGUGCUAAGUGCAUUAUUACUGUUGGAAAAUUAAGUGUUAAAAGUGGUGCUUAAAGAGGGUUUCCUUUUCAUUCUCAUUAAUUGUGCUGAUGCCAUAUAAAUGCAUUAUCUGCCAGGGACUCAUCUCAUUCACACGGCACUUAACCAAGAUAGCUUUGGGUUUUAAAGAAAUCCGACUCAAUGAAUGCUGUAUACAUUUCGUAACUGUUGCAUUGUUAAAGGUCAAGGGGUCAUGUGCAGAGUCAGUUGCUGCAGAUAUGAAAGUAGGCUGAAGAUUUAUAAGGAAAGUAUUUAUGUUUACAAUAUCUUAAUGUAACCCUAUGACUGCUGUGCUCAUUCUAAAAGUACACUGAAAUGUCAACAGUUCUGGUUCAUUGGCAAAGCAUGCCCAUACUGGUUGAAGUGUUAAGGGCUGUGCAACAAUUUGAUUUUAUAUUUAUUAAGUUAUAUUUAUUGUUUCACAAGAAAGGAUGGGAAGCAAUUCUUAAUGUCAACUGUAAGUGUCUUAACUUGGGGAGGGUAACAUUUUUGAUACUAUUGCAUUAUGUAUCUUGCAUCAGCAUUUCAUCUUGUUCUAGUUAAAAAGGAAACUCUUAAUGAAUAAAUGACAUUCAGCAAAGUGUUAUUUAAA
Messenger RNA from Protopterus annectens (West African lungfish), 5822 nucleotides. RefSeq names its product matrix metallopeptidase 16 (gene MMP16). NCBI's taxonomy places the organism in Eukaryota, Metazoa, Chordata, Ceratodontiformes, Protopteridae. The record is from RefSeq and is a predicted model, not a curated record. Gene Ontology annotation, molecular function: metalloendopeptidase activity; zinc ion binding. Gene Ontology annotation, cellular component: extracellular matrix. Gene Ontology annotation, biological process: skeletal system development; collagen catabolic process; proteolysis. Bases 336 to 2177 code for a protein of 613 amino acids. The transcript is spliced from 11 exons.